AUGGAUAUAUGGGAUUAUAAUGUACAAUAUUCAACCAUUUCUUUUUUCAGGGCCCACAAUUUCUUUCAUUUAAUUGAUAAUCAUUUUUCUUUCUUUCUUUUUCUUUCUUUCUUUCUUUCUUUCUUUCUUUCUUUCUUUCUUUCUUUCUUUCUUUCUGUCUGUCUGUCUGUCUGUCUUUGUUCUGUCUUUUUUUCUUUCUUUGUCUUUUUCUUUCUUUCUUUUUAUUUAAUUUUUCUUUCUUUGUCUUUCGUUCUUCUUUUUCCUUUUAUUUCUUUUCUGUCUUUGUCCUUCUCUCCUUCUUUCUUUUUUUUCUUUCAUUUUGUCUUUAUGUCUUUCUUUCUUUCUUUUUCUUUCGUUUUAUUUCUUUUUCUUUCUUUCUUUUUUCUUUGUUAUUUCUUUAUCUAUCUUUUUUCUUUCUUUUUUUCUUUCUUUCUUUUUCUUUGUUACUUUUUUUCAUUAUUUCCUUUUCUUUCUUUCAUUAGGCCUUUCUUGUUUUUCUUUUUUUUUCCUUUUUCCUUUUUCUUUCUUUAUCAUACAUUUUUUUUCUUUCGUUUUUCUUUCCUUUUCUUUCUUUUUCUUUCUUUCUUUUUCUCUUUUCUUUCUUGCUCUCAUUAUAUCUGUUUUUGUCUUCCUUCUUUUCUUUCUUUCUUUCUUUCUUUCUUUGUGUCUGUUUUUUGUCUUUCUUUUCUUUCUUUCUUUCUUUAUGUCUGUUUUUUCUUUCUUUUUUUCAUUCUUUCUUUUUUCUCUUUCUCCCUUCUUUUCUUUUUUAAUUUCUUUCUUUCUGCUUUCUUUGUUUCUUUCUUUUUCUCCUUAUUUUUUGAUACGUUUCUCCAAUUUAACUUUUCUUCCUACUUUUUUUGUAUUGUCACUCUUUCUAUUUCUUUCUUUUCUUUUCUGUGGCUUUUUUCGUCUGUUUCUUUCUUUUGUCAUUUUCUUCUUCUUCUUCCUCCUCCUCUUCUUCUUCUUCUUCCUCUGCCUCUUCUUCUUCUUCCUCCUCCUCCUCAUCUUCUUCCUCCUCCUCCUUCUCCUCCUCUUCUUCUUUCUUUUCUUUUUCCUCCUCCUCUUCCUCCUCCUCCUCCUCCUCCUUCUUCUUCCACCUCCUCCUCCUCUUCUUCCUCCUCCUCCUUCUCCUCCUCCUCUUCUUUCUUUUCUUCUUCCUCCUCCUCUUCCUCCUCCUCCUUCUUCUUCUUCUUCUUUAUACACUCCAUCUUUCUUUUCUUGACUUUUUUUAUUGUCUUACCUUAUGACACUAUAUUUUUCUUAUUUUUCUCUUUUUCUUCUCCUCUCUUUAUGUUUCUUUGUUUUACUUCAUUUCUUUUAUUUUCUUUCUUUCACUUUCAUUCUUUUUUUCUUUGUUCACUGUUCUACUUUCUUUUUUAUUCAAUUCUUUGUUUUGUCCAUUUAUUUUUUCGUUCGUUCUUCGUUUUUCUUUUUUCUUCUUUUGUUCGACGUACUCUUCGUCAUUCAUUUCUUUUUGUUCUAUUGUCUUUUUCGAAUACAUUUUUUAAUUUUUUUCUUCCCUAUUUUCUUUCUUUUUCUGUAUUUCAUUUCUCUUUCACGUUCAUUCAUUUUCAUUUUCAAAAAAAGUCUUUCUUUUUUCUUCUCUUCCUUUUUCUUCUUUCACUCUCUCUUGUCGUCUUCCUUUACUUCUUUUUUCUUUCUUUUUUAUUCAUUCUUUUUCUAAUUUUCCAUUUCAUCUCUCUUCUCAAAACCUUUCCUUUUCUUUACAUUUUUCUUUCUCUUAUUUUUUUCUUGUUGCAUUUCUCCUUCAUGUACUUCAUUUUCUUUUUUCUUCUUUCUACAUUCUAUUUUUCUUUUAUUGUUCAUUCUUCUUCUAUCGUCUUUCUUUUUUCUUCAUUUCUCUUUCUUUAUUCUUUGUUUUUUUUAACAUUUCGUGUCCCCUUCUUUCAUUAUUUUUUUACUAUUAUUUCUUCAUUUUUCAUUUCCUUCUUUUUCCUUUUUGCAACUCCUUUCUUUUUCCUUCUCCCCUUCGUUCUAUUUACACACCCUUCUUAUAUUUUUCUUGAUUAUCGCCUCCUUUCUCCUUUUUAUCCUGCUUCAACGUCCCACUUCCACACGUUAUAUUCUAUUUAUUCAUAUCACACAAAUAGACAUAAACGAAAAAAAAAAAAACUCUCCUCGAGUUCACAAUCGAUUUGA
Acanthosepion pharaonis is the source of this 2160-nucleotide messenger RNA. The record is from the annotation of a GenBank genome assembly. Lineage: Eukaryota; Metazoa; Mollusca; Cephalopoda; Sepiida; Sepiidae.